UCCAGCCCUAGACGGUUUCCUUCAUCCCUCCUCCAAGAUGGAGGCCUUAGGGGGCUACCCCGUCAAGUCCUCCGGGCCCAAAAUUAGGAAGUUGACGGUUCUGUUGAGCAUGACGGUCGGCGUGGGUUGCUUGUUCCUGCUGCAGCCGCUGAAGCCCCGAAAGCCGGUGGACUUUUAUUCUUUUGAGGUGAAAGACGCCAAAGGGAGGGCGGUCUCUCUGGAGAAGUACCGAGGGAAAGCUUCCCUGGUUGUCAACGUGGCUAGCCACAGCGAGCAGACGGAGGAGGCUUACGAGUCCCUCCAGGAGCUCCACAAGGAGCUGGGCACGUCUCACUUCAACGUCCUGGCCUUCCCUUGCGGACAGUUCGGCGACACCGAGACGGGAACUAGCAGUUCUAUCGAAGCGUUCGCUAAGUCCACCUACGGCGUAACUUUCCCAUUCUUCGGCAAGAUCAAAAUGAUGGGCUCCGAGGCAGAACCGGCCUUCAAAUUCCUCACAGAUUCUGUGCAGAAAAUUCCCAAAUGGAACUUUUGGAAGUUUCUCGUGAAUCCCGAGGGCAAAGUGGUGCGCUUCUGGCGAGCAGACGAGCCCAUGGAGAGUGUUCGCCAAGAAGUGGCCACGCUUGUGCGGGAGAUUAUCGUGAAAAAGCGUGCCGAGCUAUGACGGCGCCGUAUACUCCGAGGUGUUGAUUGGACGGACGCGCAGCCUGAACCUGUCGUGCGCCGUGACGACCAGGACCGGCAGGACUGAACUACAUUGAGUGUGGUUGGACCAUAACUCCAAACUUUUAGACAGUAGAAGCAAUGUACGGCUAGAAAGGAUGCACGGCUUUGUUGUGUGCGCGGCCAGUGGAUUGGAUGGGGAAAAAAAGUCAAUCGUGAGUUUUCCUCGACCACUGAUGGCUGUUCAGCCACUCAAGUGUUACAUUUACUGAUGGAUGUCCUGUGCUCUUCCUUGAAACAGCUCAAUUGAACGUUUUUUUUUUUUUUAAUCCAAAUUAAAUUCUACAUCGGUGGAACA
Molecule: messenger RNA, 1021 nt
Organism: Syngnathus acus (greater pipefish)
Lineage: Eukaryota; Metazoa; Chordata; Actinopteri; Syngnathiformes; Syngnathidae
Gene: gpx8
Product: glutathione peroxidase 8 (putative)
Exons: 3
Coding region: 38-664 (208 amino acids)
Biological process (GO): response to oxidative stress
Molecular function (GO): glutathione peroxidase activity
Source: RefSeq, a predicted model, not a curated record